Mesorhabditis spiculigera is the source of this 342-nucleotide messenger RNA. Lineage: Eukaryota; Metazoa; Nematoda; Chromadorea; Rhabditida; Rhabditidae. The record is from the annotation of a GenBank genome assembly.
AUGCGCCCGGCUUUGGCCAUCAUGCUCAACUCCACCCGAGUCCCCCAAGUUGCCUUAUCCUGGAAAUGCCAACGAGGCCUCAUGGACCUUGCCAAACACGUCUUCUAUAAGGAUCGAAACAACACGUCGCUCUGCCCAAAAAACCGGACACUCUUCACCAUAAUGAAUCCAUGGAGCCCGGGAGACCAGUCUCUGGCGACGUUCAUCAUCCUGGAUAGCCGCGCAGAACGACUCGCCCAGGGGAACGCUCAAAAUCAAGAGGAGGCGCGACUCAGGACGCAAAUCUUCCAAAACCCUGCUCCGAAACUUCCAGGCCGAGCAACUAUGGACCAUAACAUACUA